AUGACAAUGAAAUACCUAAUAACAGGAGCAACAGGUGGUCUCGGUGGUCAAAUCUUGGAUUAUUUUAUCGCUAAAAUCCCCUUUUCUGAAUUUGCUGCUUCCUCUUCCAGCGCCGACAACAGAUCCCUGUUUGAGAGCCGGGGAGUCAAUUUUCGUCAUUUAGAUUAUGAAGAUCCUGCCACCCUUGACAGAGGCCUAAAUGACGUCGAGAAUUUGCUUUUCGUGAGCACUAAUGCAAACGUGAUCGACGACGAAAAGGUUAAGAGACAGCACCGAAAUGUUGUGGACGCUGCCAAGAAAGCCGGUGUUUGGUACACCUCCCUUCCAUUUGGUGGGCUCACGAACGAUUCUGAGGUUUCAGUCCAACGCGCCCAUUUGGCCACUGAGAAGAUCCUUCAGGAAUCCGGACUUACCUUUACUUGCAUUCGUGAAGGAAUUUACGUUGAAGGCUUCCCGCUCUUUCUCAACUGGUACCCAGAGACGACCGAUAUCACUCUGCCGGAAGAUGGAGAGAUUGCGUUCACGAGCCGUACAGAGCUUGCUGAGUGUACAGCCCGUCUCAUGCUUGAGGGCGGGUUCAAGAACAUGACGAUCCUCCUUACAGCUGGGGAAACGAUCACGGCAAAGGAACUAGUAAGCCUGAUUAAUGAAACUACGGGCCGUCGCAUAAAGCUCCGAUUUGUGUCACCGGACGAUUUUGUGCACCAAAGUGUGCUCCAUGAUAAGCAGGGAAGGUCUAGGGUGUUUUUUGAGGUUCUAGCUUCGCUAUGGAAGUCUGCUGCCUGCGGAGAGCUUCGAGCAACGGAUGGUUUAAUGCGGGAGAUUUUGGGUAGAGAUCCGAUAACACCGCGAGAUGCAGUGAGACAGAUGCUGGUAGAGAAUAGGGACUAUACCUGGCAUCAGAACUAUGCUUCAAAAUGA
Messenger RNA from Penicillium canariense, 921 nucleotides. RefSeq lists its product as uncharacterized. The coding region runs from base 1 to 921 and encodes 306 amino acids. The record is from RefSeq and is a predicted model, not a curated record. The transcript has 3 exons. NCBI's taxonomy places the organism in Eukaryota, Fungi, Ascomycota, Eurotiomycetes, Eurotiales, Aspergillaceae.